UCCUUCUAUUCAUUUAAGAAGCAAGGAAAAUAUAUUCAAAACAGGUAGUGUUUAGGACCCAGGAGAAAACUUCUACUCUUGGGCUACAGAACCCGAUGCUAGAGACGAGGCUAAGGAAUUCGUGACGUUUGAGGGGGCGGGGCUUUUGAAAGGAGGCGGACUUGCUUUUGCCUCUAGUAAAAUGGCCGCGCGUUUCUUUCCGAAAGGAAAGAGAAAAAAACCCGAACAUAAACUUCCGGUAUUCAGUCGACUCGAUUCUAUACAUGGCUGCCUGCUAUGGAAAAAGGCGGUUCUACGUGGAAAAACAAGAAAAGGAAACCAGUUAAGAAAGUGACAGCGAAUUUUUUUUCCUAGCUGGGAACAUGGUGGAAAAGAAAGGCUCAGCGCGGUCCCAGGACCCCAGCCAAAGGCGCAUCUUGGACCGGGCCACCCGCCAACGCCGCCUCAAUCGCCAGUUGGAAGCGCUAGAAAAUGACAACUUUCAAGAUGACCCUCAUGCUAACAUGCCCCAACUGGUGAAGCGACUGCCUCAGUUUGACGACGAUGCUGAGACGGGUAAAAAGAAGAAGAAAACCCGAGGGGACCAUUUCAAGCUGCGUUUCCGGAAGAACUUCCAAGCUUUGCUGGAGGAGCAGAACCUGAAUGUGAGCGAAGGACCCAACUAUCUGACAGCGUGUGCCCCCCCUUCCAACCUCCCUCAGCGCCAUUUUUGCACCGUCUGUGGCUUCCCAUCGAACUACACCUGUGUUUCCUGCGGGGCUCGCUACUGCUGUGUCAAAUGUUUGGGGACCCACCAGGAAACUCGAUGCCUGAAGUGGACAGUUUGAGAAUUUAUUCUGAAGGUCUAUAGGAAUUAUAUGUGGAAGACGAAACCUACCGCUCACUUGGGCAUGUCUUGGACUCAGAAGACUGGAAUGUCAGGUUCUCAAAACCAGAAAGAACUCUUGUGGCUGAUAGACAUUUUUAUCAUUUGAGUAAUAAAUUACUUUUCUGAAUUAA
Molecule: messenger RNA, 999 nt
Organism: Anolis carolinensis (green anole)
Lineage: Eukaryota; Metazoa; Chordata; Lepidosauria; Squamata; Anolidae
Gene: znhit1
Product: zinc finger HIT-type containing 1
Exons: 5
Coding region: 363-827 (154 amino acids)
Biological process (GO): chromatin remodeling
Cellular component (GO): Swr1 complex
Molecular function (GO): nucleosome binding
Source: RefSeq, a predicted model, not a curated record